Molecule: messenger RNA, 1875 nt
Organism: Adineta steineri
Lineage: Eukaryota; Metazoa; Rotifera; Eurotatoria; Adinetida; Adinetidae
Source: the annotation of a GenBank genome assembly
AUGAUAUCCGACAAAAGUAACGACGAUAGAGUUGCAGUCAAUUUUAUAAACAAACAUCCUGAAUUUACAUUCAGUUGGUCUCGUCUUUGUGUUCAAACGCGAGAUGAUAACAAAUUUUCUUGUGCUGCAUAUCUUCGUGGCUUAAAGUUUGAUGGUAAAUCACAGCAGCAACGACGUGAACUGCUGGUUGAUGUAUCAGGUAUUGUACAGCCUGGACAAAUUUUAGCUGUAAUGGGUGCAUCUGGCGUCGGUAAAACAACAUUGUUGAAAGUACUCAGUGGUUUAGAUGAUCCUAGUACAUUGGAACUCGUUUCGGGUACGAUUAUGAUUAAUGGUCGAGUGACAACACGUAAUAAACGGCUCAAAAGUUCAUGUAUAGGACAUGUUGAACAAGAUCAAGUAUUUAUCGAAACAAUGACACUUCAUGAACAUUUAAUCUUUCAGGCAAUGUUACGAAUGCAAUCAUUAUCGAUGACCGAUGAUGAUCGUCGAGCAUGUGUUUUUGAAAUGAUCAAAUUGUUAGGUUUAGAGAAAUGUACGUCAACUAUUAUAUCAAAGUUAUCCGGUGGUGAACGAAAACGAUUAGCAUUUGCAACAGUCGCAUUAACUGAUCCAUCAAUUAUGCUUAUUGAUGAACCUACAUCUAAUCUUGAUGCAUAUUUAGCUAAAUCAUUAAUGGAUACUAUUCGUAAACUUGCUGUUGAAGGACGUCGAUCAAUGAUUAUUGUUUUACAUCAACCAACAUCUGAAAUGUUUAAAUUUAUUGAUUUAUUAUGUGUAUUGGUUCAAAAUGGUAAACAAGCAUUUUUUGGUAGUACUAAUUCUGAAGCAUUACCAUUCUUUGCCAAUGAUUGUGGUUUAAUAGGAUCAUCACUUGAUGUAUAUAUAGAACAAUUAGCAGCACCAGAAACAGCAGCAAGUAAAGAAGCCUUACAAGCAGUCGAACGAUUUGCUAAAUCAUCUUAUGCACUUUCACUUGAUUCAUUAACUACUCCAUCAAAUAAUAUUUCUUCAUUAUCAUCUUCAUUAACAACUACAUAUGGAUCAACUCCAAAUUUUUUUCGACAAAUGAAAUGGUUAUUAUGGCGUUCGUAUAUGGCUGGUAUACGUAAUCGAGUACAUACUUAUGAUGCACUUGUUAAAACAUUCGUUCCAGCUAUUGUUCUUGGACUUCUAUAUUUCAAUUUGGCACAUCGAGAUCCAUCCCGAUUAUAUGAAACUAAUGUUAAUGCUCUUUUAAUUGUAAUAAUCUAUGUGUCAGCAACUACAUGUGGUACACUUAUUUCUGGUACAGUACCGAAUGCUAUUUUCGUAUUCCUAAAAGAAACACAACAGCAUAUGUAUGGAACAUUAGCAUUCUAUAUAUCAACUUAUUUACAUGAUUUUCCAAAAAUAAUUCUUGUAUCAGCAACUUUUAGUUCAAUUAUAUAUUGGUGUGCUUCAAUAUCAAUAGAUCAUAAUUAUUUCUUACAUUUUCUUGCAUUUGUAUCGACUGUCGUAUUAACAAGUAUUACAAGUGCAUCAAUGGGUGCAUUUAUUGCUUCAUUUUCAGGAUCUGUCGAGAGUGCAGUAGCUACAACUGUACCAGUCUUACAAAUACUCGUAGUUUUCAGUGAUUAUUUUCUUGAUUUAAAACGGUUACCAUUUAUUCUAUAUAUUUUACCAUAUUUAUCUCCAUUUUAUUAUGGUUAUUCAAUUUUAAACAAACUCCAAUGGGAUAAUGGCUCAUCAUCAGCUGUUAUUUACUUUGAUAUUGCUAUGCUUUUCUUACUAUUUACUGUCUUUAAUAUACUUGCUUUUAUUGUUAUUUGGUGGCGUGCUCAUCGAUUUCAUCUAGCUGGAAAAUGGCAGACAAUAAGUGAAAAAAAACAAUAA